Molecule: messenger RNA, 5199 nt
Organism: Taeniopygia guttata (zebra finch)
Lineage: Eukaryota; Metazoa; Chordata; Aves; Passeriformes; Estrildidae
Gene: TBCEL
Product: tubulin folding cofactor E like
Molecular function (GO): protein binding
Source: RefSeq, a predicted model, not a curated record
CAGAGGGUGUUUGGUGACACAGCAGAAAGGGGAAGUUGGCAAACAGCUGCUGGAGCAAUCUCCUGCUCACAAACAGCUGUUUGCUCCUUCCCCUCCUGGCUGCCCUGCAAAUGUGCUUGAGAAUAGCUGUGGAUUUCUCACAGUCCUCGUGGGAGGGGCAGAAGUGACAAGUGCAGAAGUGGCAAGUGCAGAAGUCACCUUCUGCAGCUUGGAAUUGUCCUGGAAGAGCACGUGGGAAGUCCAAGAAGGGAGCAUGGACCAGCCCAGUGGAAGGAGUUUCAUGCAAGUUCUGUGUGAGAAGUACAGCCCUGAGAACUUCCCCUACCGCCGUGGGCCUGGCAUGGGGGUGCACGUCCCAGCAACCCCACAGGGCUCACCCAUGAAAGACCGCCUGAACCUGCCCAGCGUGCUGGUGCUCAACAGCUGUGGCAUCACCUGUGCCGGGGACGAGAACGAGAUCGCCGCCUUCUGCGCCCACGUCUUCGAGCUCGACCUCUCUGACAACAAACUGGAAGACUGGCACGAGGUCAGUAAAAUUGUGUCCAACGUCCCCCACUUGGAGUUUCUAAACCUGAGUUCCAACCCUCUCAGUUUGUCCGUUUUAGAGAGAAGUUGCGCUGGGUCUUUCGCUGGCGUCCGCAAACUUGUGCUCAACAACAGCAAAGCUUCCUGGGAAACAGUGCACACCAUCCUGCAGGAAUUACCAGACUUGGAGGAACUCUUCCUGUGCCUUAAUGACUACGAAACAGUGUCUUGUUCUCCAGUUUGCUGUCAGUCUCUCAAGCUACUUCACAUAACUGACAAUAAUCUUCAAGACUGGACUGAAAUUCGAAAGUUGGGAAUUAUGUUUCCAUCACUGGACACACUUAUCCUGGCUAACAACAACCUCACCACCAUUGAAGAGUCAGAAGAUUCCCUGGCAAGGCUCUUCCCCAACCUAAGAUCCAUCAACUUGCACAAGUCAGGUCUGCAUUGCUGGGAAGACAUUGACAAGUUAAAUUCUUUCCCGAAGCUCGAGGAAGUGAAAUUGCUGGGAAUUCCUCUGCUGCAGUCUUACACCACCGAGGAACGCAGGAAGCUGCUAAUAGCCAGGUUGCCAUCCAUCACCAAGCUCAACGGCAGCAUCGUGGCCGACGGCGAGCGGGAGGACUCGGAGCGCUUCUUCAUCCGCUAUUACAUGGAGUUCCCCGAGGAGGAGGUGCCCUUCAGGUAUCACGAGCUGGUCACCAAGUACGGGAAGCUGGAGCCCUUGGCAGUGGUGGAUCUGCGGCCCCAGAGCAGCGCCAAGGUGGAGGUUCACUUCCAGGACAAGGUGGAGGAGAUGUCCAUCCGCCUCGACCAGACUGUGGCAGAGCUGAAGAAGCACUUAAAAACUGUGGUGCAGCUGUCAACAAGCAACAUGCUGCUCUUCUACUUGGACCAGGAAGCUCCUUUUGGUCCCGAGGAGAUGAAAUACAGCUCGCGGGCGCUGCAUUCCUACGGCAUCCGGGAUGGGGAUAAAAUUUACGUGGAGCCCAGAAUGAAAUAGCCUUUUUGCCCACACCCACACGCCCCCACGCACCCACACACAUGCAUUGAGGAGUUUUUUGCAAGGUUUUUAUUUCGGUUGGUUGGUUGAGGUUUGGUUGUGUUUCUGUAGCAGGUAAUUUCUUAGCCCGGAGGAAGUGCCCUGAUCUGAGAACCAUGCCCACCAUCCGCUGCAGGUGACCUUGAGGUGACAAUUGACUUCAGGACGUGUGUUUCAGUGUGGGCAAUACCUUGAUGUUUCCUUUGAUGCUCCGGUAUACUCGUGAUUUGGCAUGAAUGGUCAGUUGUUCAAGCUAAACAAUGCCAGGGUCCAUAAGGGAGGAGACAGCUCGGUGCAGAAUUUGACCUGUUGUUUUCUUUUCCUAAAUUUUUUGGUGUUUUGCUCCACCAGAUCUCCCUUUGGCCUAGCUAUCCAACUGUGGCUCGAGCUUGCUGUAGUAUUUUCUUGCAGCUUGGUGCUGUCUUUUGUUGUGCUCGAGUUCACAGGAAAGAUCUCCAUCAGUAUUCUGCUUGAUUCAGAGCUCAGGUACUUUAGUGCAUCCACUUCACUCCACUGGUUUGCUUUCUGUGAGUGCACAACAUGGAGGAAAGAAAAAGAACUUCCCAGAAAGAAACUUUCUUUUCAAAGUGCACGCUCUACAUCCACCUGAUUUUGGGGGGAAAAAAAAGAGAUUUUGGCUGCUGUACCCAUCUCAUACGGUGCCUGCAGCCUGUGGGGAUAAAGGGUGUGUUGGAAAGUGAAUUUUGGGAGGUGGUGGAUGAGCAUUGCAUUGGAAGGGCUUUUAGAACAACAGGUCAACGUGGGGUUGAAGAGCAGCUUCCCCUGUUGUCCAUCCUGAUGCUGAAGAGAUCCUCCGUGCACUUCACCUUGUACCAGUGGGUGCUGCAAGUGGAAUGGCUAAAAUUCCUCUCCUGGGAGAGAGGAAGAGUCAAGUUGAAGUUUGUGUUUUGUUGCUGUUGCACCAGUUCAAACCUAGCACUUUCCCCUGGCCGGGGGUCCCUGCGCAGGGUCCGAACUCGGAGGAUGCGUUGGCUGGGAUCAGCCUUGGCUCGGAUCAGCCUCUGGAAGUGGAGGAGCAAAGCAGCCGGACUCACCUCGGGUGUUCAGAGGUUUCCUCUCCUGCCUUCCCCACGCGCCCCUCGUAGGCAUCGCGUGCUGCUGCUUCACGUAGGCCCCGUUUUCUACUGCAGAGCAGAUUCCCCUGCCUGCUCAGUGAAAUCCUUCCUUCUCCUUUCGCUUUCCUGUGUCUUCCCCGCUCCAAGUUCAAGACUUCCCCAAUUUCCUGGUUACAAGCAGCUGCUCAGCAGUUUUUGGAGCUGUGCAGAGAGGGCUCUAGUUACACGUGAACUCCUGACCUUCAUUUUGAAAUGCUCCCUUUAUCCCCACGUGCACUUUCUUUCCCAGGAUGCUUUUUCCCACAUCACCGAGCUCCUUUGGUAUUCUUGGAGUUGUGUAUUUCUCUUCACAUUUUACCUGGAUUGUGGGGUGGGAUCAUUGGGGAGGGGACAAAGUAUUAUUAUCUCAUAAUCUUCAGGUUUAGGAUGUGGGGAUUGUCCAGAGGGGAUUAGUUCCUUACCCAAAGCAAGGAUUAAAACGGGAGGAUUUAAAACAAGUUACUAAUUUGUGCCUCAUACCCCUGCCAAAAAUAGCAAUUUCUUGGCCCCGUUGAGGUGAGCAAUAGUGAAGGGAGUGAGAUUUUCCAUAGGUAGCAUAGAUUUUCCAUAGAUCCGUGGUAUCUGUUAACUAAACAGCAGGGAGAUAGUGGCAGUAUAACAUAAAAUGAUGCUUUUAUAAGCUAGAGCUUUACUGAAGAUGUAUUUUCCAUUUGGGCAGCGAAAAUAAUUUGCUGCCUGAUAGCAGAACCCUUAAGCCAACACUUCUGUAUGAUAUAUACAUACCUACCAAUAGGAAAAGUUGUGGUUAAUAAGAUAUUUUGUUAUAAAGCAAAGUUUUAUGAAGAUAUGGUUGUUUAAUAUUAGAAACCUAUUUCAGCCCUUGACCUCCAGUGUAAGUAGGUUUUCCCUGAGUGGCUGCAGAGUCCGAGGCAAGCGACCUAUGGGGAUGCAAAAGUAUCUCUGACCCAAUUUUCCAGAGCAGUAAUUGCCUCUGUGGGUGUAUUUAUGGCAUUGCACCUGCCAUUAGUGAGAUGCUGUAACUCUUGACCAACUUCCUCAGCACAAUUAAAUGUCUGGCUUUCAGAGAAGGGAAUAAACAAAGGCCAUUAAAUGUGGAAUGGGAUGAUAAAGAAGGGCCAAGAACGUGCUUUUAAGUUUGUUUGCCCACUAAAAAUUGGGCUGUCCAUGGAGGGAUCGGUGCUGUCACCAGCUCAGAACUGGCAGUAAAUGCUGCUUUUUUUUUUGUGACAGACCUGGUGGGAACUGGAAGAUGGAAAAAGAGAACACAGAAGGUUAACAAGUGCUGGGAUUUGGUGCUGACACCCAAACCUGCUCCCCUGGUCCGUUCAGGGUAUGAAAUCACCACCCUGCCACUUCUCCAGGGAAAGGUUUUUCUCAAGGCAUUCACCUUGUGUGCGAUGGUGGAGCAGGCGUGGGGCAGAAACCAAAAGUCUUGGUUGGCUUCCCAAGGAGAGGGACUAAGCCCAAAAGCCAGAGAGAGUUUGUGUGUGCAGAUGAUCAGCUGUGGGAAGUGGGACCAAACAGCACACAGGGAUGUGGCAAAAUACCCCAAAUCAUGACACCUUGUGGGGUAGGGUCCUGUGUGUGUGCCACCCAACAGGGGACCAGGUCCUGGGGAGAGAGGAGAAGGUUCUGAGUGGGAGAGGUCCCUGGGUCUGUCCCAUCCGCUGAGAAAACAAAAUAGAUGUGCAAGCUUGCCUGGCUUGUGUGUCCUUCUGUCUGAGGGCACUUUUGUUGUGCUGUUCCUGCUGGUUCUUGCAUCAAAGUCUGCCACGGGCAGCCCGUGCAGAGCACCUGGGUGACAGCUGUAUACCAAAGUGCCACACGCCGUGCUGUGUGUUUUUGGAGACAUUCCUGUUCAAUAUCUGUGUUUUUGGCCAGAUGUUCCAGGCAGAUUGCUGUUAUGAAUCUGCACAGGGUGCUGGCUGUCCUCUGCUCGCUGGCUGGGGUUUGUAACCUCGUUUUUUGGGAGCUGCAGGCGUGCUGGUGGCAGGUGUGACCCGUGUCUCCCUGUGGCCUCUCCUCCUCGGGGCUGGAAUCCGAUGGAGGUGCCGGCUCUGCCUCCUCCUUGCCAGUGAGAUUCUGUAGGUUCUGUUCGUGUGCAAGGUUUGAGAAUGCAAACGAGGUGCUUAAAGCAGUCCAGAGGCUAAAAUCUGUAUUCCUGUGCCUGCCUCUCAUUUGGAUGUGGCACUUUUUAGGCAGCAGAGAGACGCCUUCCCCAGAGCAACGUUAGAGGGGCUCAGCCCUCUCGGGCCUUUCCCUCUGUGAUUGCUUUUCUGCAGUUCCUGGAAACUUCAGCUAUAAUUUAUACAUUAAGAUCUAUUCUUGCUCCCUGUUAAUGUUGCAUCCAUAUGUAAUUUCGAAGAACUGUAAGUCCAUCUGGUUUUUUAUUCUGGUUUCUCUCCCAGGGGAUACACCUCCCGCUCCCACAAUUUGCCUUUGGUUUGCUCGCAGACUUUAGUGGUGGAAUUCAGGCCAAAAUAGGUCAUUGGUUUGGAUCAGUUCAAUAAACUUAUGUAAGUUUUUACACUAAAA